Molecule: messenger RNA, 993 nt
Organism: Anoplophora glabripennis (Asian longhorned beetle)
Lineage: Eukaryota; Metazoa; Arthropoda; Insecta; Coleoptera; Cerambycidae
Exons: 2
Coding region: 196-672 (158 amino acids)
Source: RefSeq, a predicted model, not a curated record
AAUUUUUCUAUAAAGAUGCCCAAAAAAGAUGGGAGCAUAUUGCCAAUAUACUGAAUGCAAUUCCAGGGGCCUCAAAAGACUGGAAACAGUGGAGAAAGACCUGGCAAGACAUCAGAAGUAAAGUGAAGAGCAAAAAAGCUCAGAUAAGCAAAUAUCAAACGUGUACUGGAGGAGGACCUCCACCUCCACCAGCAGAUGUACUCUCCGAAAAUGACGAAAAAAUUCUGUGUUCUUUCUCCGUAUGUAGUUGUAGGGAGUGAAACGGUUCCAGAGACGUCUGUAAUACACUUUGAUUUUAAUCAUGAUAAUGAUCAAACACAAGAAAUUUGUGACGAUCAUACUGAUGAAAAUGAAGUCCACGAGGACCAUUUAUACACCAAGAAUAUAGAUGAUACAGAAAACCAAGAGAACGUGAAUAAGUAUUCAGUACCUAGUACUUCUAAGGAUAAGGAUAUAACGGGAUUUGCAAAAGCAAAGUCUAUUACAAAGGAAAAAAGAACCGUUGCUGCAACCAGGCUUCUGAAUAGUGCUAAUGCUACAACAAUUUUAGCUGAAACUUCAAAGAAAGACUUAGAAUUAAAAGAUUUAUAUUAUACUAAAAAACUAAUUCUUCUUGAACGACAGACAACAGCUUUAGAACAACUUGUAAAUAUCUUAAAAAGAGAUGUUUGAAUUAACCAUUGGGUAUUAGUUAUUUUUUAGUUCCUUUGCCAUUGUGAUUUGUUUUUUAGGGAACAAUUUAAAUGUAAUGUAUAUAGGUAUACAGGGUUAUUAUGGAGAAAGUGGCCAUACUAUACCAAGUGAUAGUACUAAUAAUUUUAAGCAACUCUUCAUGUAAACGUAGUCUAAAAUGCAUCGUUUCUGCGAUACAGGGUGCAAAAAGUAAAACUGAAGAUGAUUUUUAAUUUAUACUUUCGAGACGUUUUAAGAUAAAUUCAUAAAAAUUUGCACAUCACCAUAACAUUUUGCGUUCUUUAAUCGUAUGGCCACUUC